Asterias rubens (European starfish) is the source of this 4438-nucleotide messenger RNA. RefSeq names its product lactadherin-like. The record is from RefSeq and is a predicted model, not a curated record. Lineage: Eukaryota; Metazoa; Echinodermata; Asteroidea; Forcipulatida; Asteriidae. The transcript has 15 exons. Bases 2117 to 3928 code for a protein of 603 amino acids.
CUUGUUUUUGCACGUUGUAUGUACAACAUGUUCACAACACACAACAUCAGUGGUGAAACAAAAGCGGGUUAUAAUAUCGUUUGAGUAUUUCUACUUCCGCGGUAAUACAAAACUAAUUACUAGUAAAGUUUCUUAUGUUGUCGUAGAGUACUAAGCAUGAUUAUAUACUUGGCUUUAUGAUCAGAUUAGUCUCUGAAAGUAACUGCAGGUUCUCUACUCGAAAAGUCUCAAUCGAGUCAAGAUGUCGAAAGUUGUAACGGAGAGAGUGCGUGCAAAAUUGGCAGAGAUUCCCAAGGCAAUAGCAAUGUGCUCCAAAGAGGCGUCCAUCUAUUCUCAUUGUGUCAUCACCAAGCAAUCAGUUGCCAAGAAUGACUGUGCCAAAGAGUUCCUGUUGUACAAGACAUGUCUCCAGAAAGCAAUGUCUCAGAUGAAGUUGUGACAUAAAAGAAGGUAUCAACGCAUGAUUCACCGCCUGCCUUGGCAUGAUGUUGGAGACGGAUCAAGAGGAUUGUAAAAAGACAGGACUGCAUUGUCGUUAUUGCAGGAUGAAUUACUAGAAAGAAAUUUGAAACAUGACGCCAUUGGAUAUCAACACUGAAUGGGUCUGUAAGUUCUAAAGACAUGAAAGAAGACUUUUCGCAUCUGUCAAGGAAACUCCUAACUCCAGACGCUAUCAAUGGACUUUGAUAUUUGGCUCAGUCAAUCUGGCAUGGGUGGCGUGUGGAAAACUCAACAUAGUGCGAACCUGUUCUGCAAGUGAUCAUCUGAAGGUUAAACGGUUCAUCGCGUGCAUUGAGUCUGUGCUCUUCCAUAGCGGGGCCAGCUAACCGAAGCGCUGGAGAAAACCAUCGACGCAUCCUUUCGAGCUUUGCUUCAAUACGCACUCAACAUUAGAUACCAAGAACGCAUCACCAGUACUGAACUUUAUCAACGAAGCAAUGUCACAUCGGCAUCAAUGACUCUACACAAGCAACGACUACGACUGAUCGGACACGCAACUAGGCAUGGUACUCCUCUCUUAAUAAUCCUAGACAAGAUGACCCAACCUACAGAACCCUAUCGUAGAGGUGGAGCACUUAUGCACACCUACAAACAGUAACUCUCUGAUGCCCGGGGGAGGGUUGGUAUUGGAACAAAGCAACUUCACCAAGCCACUCAACAUGCCGAACAAUGGAAACGAACAAUUAACGAAACAAACAUAAUUUAGCCACUGAGCAAAGCCUGUGCGCUGUACGCGCAUGGAUGCGCUAUACGCGCACUGACGUCACCAUGAUGACCUGGGGAUGGUUGGUAUAGGAGCAAAGCAACUUCACCAAGCCACUCGACAUGCCGAACAAUAGAAACGAACAAUUAAGGAAAUCGAACAAAAUAUAUCCACUGAGAAUGCCUGUGCGCUUACACGCAUGGAUGCCCUGUACGCGCAAGGACGUCACCAUGAUGAUGAUGGCUCAGUCGAUGGACGAGCUUGUUUCUACUCCAGUCAUCCUUUUGGAAAUUUGGUGAUUGCCUCGUGUAUGGAAUAAAAAAAAACGAUAGUACAGGGAAGAAUGGAGGGGACGAGAAGCAGGGGGCAGACCAGUAAUGAGAUGGACAGAAGACAUAAAGAGGUGGAACGGAUCAGUAGAGAUGCCAGUUAUACCAUGGGGAAUGGCAGAGAUGGUUGGAGAGACAUACAUUGUAGUCAACGACGAUGAGCUCUAUGGCAACGAGUCGGGCAGAUGCUAACUUAUGUGGACGCAGAAGUAAAUUGAUCAGAAUGCUUUCAUGUUCAUGUCCUGUCAUGUAAACUCAAUCAUCCAAGAUGGUGUCACCACAAUCUAGCUGUAUAACACUAGAGGGCGCACUUCUAUUUUACCAAGGACGCAACACUAUUCUCUGCAGCUGAGAUCAGGACAGCCAUGGGAGAUCGUGACUCAGGGCCAACUGACCAAGAAGAAGACAAAAUCGUCUACUGAAGGCAUACUUCGCACCGCCUCUUGGGGUUAGAGUUCCAAGUGACGACAGCCUAUCUUGUUGAUGUCUUACUCCAGGAUCGGAUAACAAAAAAGAUGAGGAGGGUGGAGAGCUCUGACUGUCUCUGCUGAUACAGUUUGUUUCCUUCGGUGGAGCGGACAUCAUGAGUCCCUUUCUACUCCUGGUUCUUGGUGUUUCAGUUAUCCUUGAAUUGACCGAGAGUAAGAUGAUAGUUCAUCACUUCGGACCACCUCCAGAUGGUUAUACUACAGGUCAACACUGGGUCACACAAGUCAUGAAACAGGUACCAAAACAGAAACGAUGUCAAUCGACUCAACAAGUUGGGCCCAUGAAAGGGAAAUUGAGAGAUUGUCAGGCUUUGUUGGAUGCUGGUCACAAACUAGACGGUAUCUACACUAUCUACCCCUACCAGAAUGAUACAGGAAUAAAGGUGUUUUGUGAUAUGAAGAGUGAUACAGGCUGGAUUGUGAUCCAGCGGCGCUAUGAUGGAUCAGUCAAUUUCAAACGCAGUUUGGCAGAUUACAAGGAUGGCUUUGGGUCAAUGAAUGGUGAGUUCUGGCUUGGCAAUGAGAUUCUACAUAAGCUGACUGAUGUUGAAGGGAACUGGACAAUCCGUGUGGAUCUCACCAAUGAAAACAACGCCACUGGCUAUGUGGAAGAGGCACCCUUUGACAUCAAACCAGAUGACUACACCCUGUCUUUUGGGUACUCCAGUACACAACGAACUGAACGCUGGUUUUGUUUGCAGCGUCUUGGAAUGGGAGAUGCUAGCAUUCCCGACCACAGCAUCACAGCAUCAAGUACAAACGGGAAGGUAGAUGGUAAAUGUCAACCAAGUAAUGCACGACUCACUCAAUCAGCAAACAGCAAUACUAUUGGCUGGUGCCCUGAAUCUUAUGACAAUAAUCCAUGGUUACAGAUUGAUCUAGGAAUGAGAGUCUUAGUAGAGGGAAUUAUGAUGCUGCAGGGAUCUGAUCUGGGAACCAGUGUAGAUACGAGUUAUGAGUACAGUGAUGACCAGCGCACUUGGCACAACGUGGAUUCAAAGCAGAUAAUCAGAACGACCAUGUCAAGCUCUGAAGCCACCAGUAUGUUCCAUCCACCAAUCACAGCUCGUUAUAUCCGCAUCGUACUAAGCCAGACUGAUGGUUCUCUAUGGAUACGUGUUGAACUCCUGGGAUGUAAAGUUCAUUGGGUCUGUGCUCAACCACUUGGAAUGGAAGACCUAAGCAUUCGGAGCUCGCAAAUCACAGCCUCAAGUUACAACCAGGACAAACCAAUCAGCUGUAAACCUAGUCAAGGACGUUUGAAUCAUGUCAAUGGUGGAUGGUGUCCAUCACAAGUUGACAAAAGUUCUUCAUGGCUUCAAGUUGACUUACUCAUGGCAACUCCUAUUGAAGGGGUCAUAACUCAAGGGAUAGAUAGCAACACUCUAAACUGGCAUGUAACAUCAUUCCAAGUAGAAUACAGCCUCAACGAGAACACCUGGGACUAUGUAAGUGGCCAUGGAGCACCUACAGGACAACCUCAGACAUUCCGAAGUAACACUGACCAGUCCACACCCGUUACUAACAAAUUUGAGCAGCCAAUCAGAGGACGUUUCAUCCGUAUUAGACCAAUCAGAUACUCGGGAUAUCCAGCGAUGCGUAUUGAACUCAUUGGAUGCAGAAGUGGUAUUCUUCAGACUGCUAACAAUCGAGCCUUCAGCAUUCACCAUCACACAGACGUUAACCAAGAUGAGACAAACUGCCCAGGUCUUAAUACUGAAGGAGGUUGGUGGUUUAAUAGAUGCUCUGGUAUACCUGGUGUAGACAAUAACCUUAAUGCUGAAUACAUCCAACCUGGUGAUACUAUGGGUCCAUACAAACGUGUUAUUAGAGCUAGUGAAUGGAAUGGUUCUCGUAUUGCAAAGACUGAAAUCAAAAUACGCCACCAAUCUCCACCUCGUGGCUAAACAAAGUUUCGAGAUGAAAGAUUCACUUACACUUUGUCCUGGCACUGAAAUUACAUUCAUAAGAGCACACAGUUGGAUUCAAACUGCCUCUAACCUCUAACAUAGGACUCAAACUCCCUCUAGCCACCAGACAAUCUUGGUGGUCUAGUUGGUAUGACGCUGCUCUAGAUACAAAGAACAUGGGUUCGAAUCCCACCCGAGUAAUAUGGCUGUUAUUUUUGUCACAGAACUUGGGUAAGUACUGAGUAUACAGUGCUAACACACAUCGGUGUGUAUGGGUAAAAACCAAAAUGAAUAGCACUCUUGUUUGUAAACAGUAUUCGUCUAAUAGAGUAUCCUUAAAGUAACAUUACAGAAUAGGUUUUAGCUAUUACAAAACAGAUGCUGGCAGUGUAAGCACUUCAUGUAAUCCACCAUAUAAAUCAACUGACAAACCUGUAGAAGUUUGAGAUCACGAGUAAAUAGAGAAAAACCGAUUGCACAUUUUGCAUGACAUCGAUUUAAAAUAAA